Zea mays is the source of this 1426-nucleotide messenger RNA. RefSeq names its product F-box domain containing protein. Gene Ontology annotation, molecular function: protein binding. The record is from RefSeq and is marked validated. NCBI's taxonomy places the organism in Eukaryota, Viridiplantae, Streptophyta, Magnoliopsida, Poales, Poaceae. Bases 92 to 1297 code for a protein of 401 amino acids. The transcript has a single exon.
GCAACGAACGUACCCCCAAAUCCCCAAUUUCUUUUGCUCCGCGAAUUGGCUCCGCCUGGCUGGGGCAGCGAGCAGACGCGGGGCGCCGACGAUGAUGGCCGAUGAGGCAGAGAGAGUGCCGCCGUGGCAGCAGGGCGGUUGGCUCGAUGGACAUGAAAACAUCAUUUACGACAUCCUCCUCCGCCUGCCCCCGAAGUCCGUGGUCCGUUGUCGCGCCGUCUGCAAGUCUUGGCUCCGCCUCGCCUCCGAUCACAUCUUCCUUGUCGACCAUCACCGCUGCCAGCCCUCCCUGCCCCUCCUCUACUUCAUCCUCGACGACGUCCGCGACCCGGAUAUCAGCGAGUACCGGCUCGAGGAGUUGGACCUCCACACCAACGACAACGAGUUGCAGACUGUCCUCGGAUUCUCCAGCCACGUCAAUUGGUGGAUGCCCCAUGGCCGUGAGAGACGGCUCGCUCUCCAUGGCUCCUGCGACGGGGUCCUCCUCCUAUCCUCCGACGACAGCCUAUACCUCUACAACCCAACCACGCGCCACUGGGGUUGCCUCCCACCCCUUCACAGCGACAACACCAUCGCAGGAUUUUACUGGCACAGGAUCUCGGACGACUACCGGGUGCUCUACUUCCGGCGCCAUGAAGAUGGAAAGUACUGCUACUACGUCAUGGAGGCCGGCACCAAGAGGCAGAGGCUGGUCAGUCGUCAGGUAUCCCUAAUACACUCCUCAUGGCCAACCAAGUGUGCGCGGCGCACACCACCGGUCCUCCUCCACGGCAACCUUCACUGGCCCCCUGUCUCAUCAAGGCCCGAGACCAUAGCCGUCUUCGACACGGUCGCCGAAGUGCUCCGGUUUAUGCUUUCCCCUGCCGUCUACGUGAACAGCCUGUUUGACUCAAAUGUGAAGCUGCUUGACAUGGAUGGUGUUCUUGCCAUGUCAGGUAGCUGCAGAGAAGCUAUCGGGGAUGACGGGCCCUCGAGGGUUGAUCUGUGGUUUCUGGAGGACUACAACGACCGUGUUUGGGUCUGCAAGUACCGCAUUGAAUUGCCAGUGGAAGAUAUCAGCCGUUUCCAUGAAUUCGAAGAUGUGUGGAAUGCUGUUGUUGUGUCCCAUGAGGGAGAUGUGCUGGUUGAUCUCUGGAAUCGCCUGUUGGGAUAUGACAGGGAGGGCAAUUCAGUAGCGAAUUUGUUGUGUGAUUGCAGCUUGAUGGAGAUUGGUCCACAUAUGCUUAAGCGGAGCCUUGUUCCUCAUGCAUUGCUUGGGAUGAACAACCAUAGUCCCAACAAACCACCUUUUCUCUGAUGACUAUUAGAUUGGCCUAUGAUUUCCAUGAGAGUUUUGGCUAUAUGGGGUCAUGAUCUUGGAUCGUUUCUCUUGAUUUGGCUGUCUUGGCGACAUGAAAGAUAUGAUCAGGGCUCAUUGUUCUCUUUA